AUGUCUCCCAGAGUCUUCAUCACCGGUGCAACCGGCUACGUUGGUGGCCAGACAGCAGUCACUCUAAUUGCUGCGCACCCCGAGUACGACGUCGUGGCACUAGUCCGAGACCAAGAGCAAGCCGAUAAGCUCAAGAGCCGCUUCCCCAACAUCAGUACCGUCCUCGGAACCCUCGAUGAUGAUGCAGUGCUGAAGGAGGAGGCUGCUAAGGCUGAUGUUGUGCUGCAAACCGCCAGCUCCGACCACGUCCCUGCUGUGAACUCCCUUCUCAGUGGCCUAGCAAAUGGAAAUGGAAGAGGGAGAUACAUUCACAUCUCUGGCACGGGCGUUCUUAACGAUAUGUCGACUGGACCGGGAAACCCUACUUCAAAGAUCUACGACGAUGUCAAAGACAUUCAUGAGAUUAUUAACCUGCCCGCGGAAGCUCUACACCGGAAUGUAGAUGAUGCGGUUAUCACAGGUGGAAUGCGGCUAAAUGUUCCCACAGCAAUUGUAUGCCCGCCUACUAUCUAUGGCGUUGGUGAGGGGCCGAUCAAGAAGCGGAGCAUGCAGGUUCCGUUCUUGACUGAAGCGAUUCUAAAUCGGGGGAAAGGGUUUACUGUUGGAAAGGGGGAGAAUCUCUGGGAUUACUGUCACGUCAGCGACGUAGCCAAAGCAUUCCUCGUCCUAACUGAAGAAGCACUGAAGCCCAACGGAGGCUCAGCAACCUGGGGCCCAGAGGGAUACUAUUUUGCCGAGGCCGGCGAGUUCUCAUGGAAAGGUGUGAGUGAAAAAGUCACCCAGAUUGCUCAUGAGAAGGGAAAGCUUGCUGCUGCGGAUAUCGAACCACUGGCCGUUGAGGACGCUCUUAAAUUCCAUCCGUGGGCGCCGGUUCUGUGGGGUGGAAACUGUCGCAGUCGGGCUAGUCGGCUGCGCGCUUUAGGGUGGAAGCCUGAGGGACCGAGCCUUUGGGAGGCCAUUCCUAGUAUUGUGGAGUUCGAGAUUCGUGCUCUUGGAUUGUGA
Messenger RNA from Aspergillus niger, 1002 nucleotides. RefSeq lists its product as uncharacterized. The transcript has 3 exons. Bases 1 to 1002 code for a protein of 333 amino acids. Lineage: Eukaryota; Fungi; Ascomycota; Eurotiomycetes; Eurotiales; Aspergillaceae. The record is from RefSeq and is a predicted model, not a curated record.